AAUUGGUUUUUUACACAUGAUUAAGUUCAAUAAUUUAUAAAAGUUUGCCUGCACAAUGAAGGGGAAUUAUAAGAAGGAGGAUGACUUCUGAAAUACAAAACUUAUGGAAAACAUAUCUAUACACAUUACAAUUACAAGCCCCUAAACCUAAAAUUAUAUCAUGCCAAACAUUGGCUAUUGACAAACCCAACUACUAUGAACUAGAAUUUCAUGGAAAGUUGUCAAGAAAUGAUGCAAAUAAAUUGCUCUGUCUUAACGGAGAAGGCAGUUAUUUGGUAAGAGAAAGUGAAAGAUUUCCUGGUACUUACACUCUAUGUUUGCGGUACGAUUCUGUCGAUAGACACUACAAGUUAUAUUUCGACGGUGCGCGCCAUUUUGUUCGCCCGGACAAACGGGUUCGUUCUUUGCGUACGCUCGUGGCGGACGGUCUAGUAACCAUGCACGUGGAAUCGCGAGCCAGAUCCUACCUCAACGUCUCCUCACUAUUGGUCAAUCAAGUGAUGUCACGCGAUGGCGAUGUUACGAUGAUGGGCGGCAAGAUGGAUGUAUCGGAGGUGAUCACAAAAAAUGGUUUUAACAACGAGUCUCGCAUGAAAGGGGAGUCAUACAAUGAAAAUAAAUACAUGAUGAAUCCUAAUCAUCAAUCUAGCAAGAUUGUGACCAAACAUUUGCAAGGUAUUUCAUCAAUUCACGCUAGCGAUACGCAUCUAUACGCCAACGAUCUAUGCAAUAUAAAGGCCGAGUCUUUCGAUAAGCCAGGUUAUGAAAUUCGGUCCAUCCACCACGGAAUAUCAUUACCAUUGAAAUCAUGUGAUAGAGACUUAAAAGAUGGAGGAGAGAAAGAUGGCCGACUUUACGAGAACAUCAAUCACAACGUAUGCACCAAAGGUGAGAUUCACGGUAAAAAUGGGAUUGUUAACCGGUUAUAUGAUAAAGAUGGAACUCACAAAGCUAACCAGAUCCGCGAUAAUUUUGCCGUCGUUAAUAAUAAUAUUGUACAUACCUAUCAUCUUUAUGAUAAAAGGGUCACCAUUCCUAUCACCAAUAAUUGGACCCAAAAGAGCCCGCUUAAAUUGGAUGUCAAAAAUUGUAACAAUACCCUUCCCUGCAACGAUAUUCAUAACCACGACGAAUCACGCCACAGUAAAGCUCGCAAAUACAAAAAUGAACUUAUUUCCCUUCCCAUAUACGAGAAUUUGCAAGACGUGAGCGACGAGAAAGUUGUUUUACGAAAAGGCCCGUCUAUCAGGCAUAAGGACUCAUUACCUACUAGAAUUUCAGAUACUAGAAUAUCGGGAAAUUCUAUAUUCCGAAAUUCUACACCUGUAGGGACCUCGUCCCUUAGAUUGGUCAAGCCUUCUUCUUUUGGUAUAGCUGGAGUUGAGCCUUCUUCCACUCAACACUAUUCCACGCCCCUCAAGUUGUCGACCAAACAAUCUAAUCCGAGGAGGGUUCGCACAUCCGCCAUAGUCGACAUAUUUAAUACGCGUUAUAAUAGGAAUGCUGUUUACCCAUUACCUAUCCACAAGGAUUACGAGUACGAAAAUUUUGGUCAUUUUAAAAAUUUCGUAAAUAAUGGUUCCAAAAUAAAUGUCAUCACCUACAAUGAACACUGCGAUAAAUCGAGCAUUUACAGCGACCAUUAUCAUUCGAGCGGUGAUAACACGUGCCAAUUUAAGGAGUCCUUGCUCGAUGAUAAAAAUAAGAAUCUCGAUUCAAACACCAAAAAUAGAAUCGCAUCCGGCCACUACUAUUCGCCCAAACAAGAGACCGCCAAGAGUAAGUACGCUUUCAGCGAUAAAUCAGAUUACGUGGCCGUCAAAAAUGAGGUGAAAACCAACGCCCUCAUUCCUCGAGAUGAUUUACAGAAUCCCGCAAAUCUCCAGAACCAAGUGGAGUAUUCCCCUUGCCUCAGACCUAGUUCAUUGAGGCAUUCGAUGGCAUCUUCUCCCCUCGCGCCCAGUAAAUCUCACGGCGACGUUACAUUCAAAGAUUUUUACACCAAGGUCAACCUCAAGAACGUUGCAAACCAGGGAACCGUUGAUAACGGCGAUUCGAGUUAUACAAUUAUAACGCUUAAACCCGAGAGCCCGGUGUCUUCUUCAUCUAACACGUUGCAUUCUUCCAUCUCCGAAGAAGACACCGAGAGUAACGCUUUGUUCGGCACAUCUAGUCAACCCAAGAUGCAUCAUUUUAAAGUGCGUACCUUUAAAUCCUUGAAGUGGUGCGACGUUUGCGGUGAUUUUAUGUGGGGCCUCAUAAACCAAGGCCUCAAGUGCAGGGACUGCGGCUUAGCUGCUCACUCCAAAUGCGCUAAGCAAUGCGACGAUUCUUCUUCUACUCAUACUUGCGACCUUAAGACGUGCUUGUGGGUCAAAAAUAGAGUUUUCGGCGUGGACCUUUCAGCCCAUUUGAAUCACAGUUUCGAUGCCUCUAUUAAAGGAGGCACGUCGGGGACCGCCAAAAAUGCUAAAAAGAAACAAAACAAGGGCAAAAUACGAGAUGAUAAUCGGGAACAGUCAUCUAAAAAUGGCAAAAACAUAGCUAUAAACGGAAAAAGUUGCAAUGAUUCAAUUAUCACGGAUGACGCAAAUACAAGGAGCUAUGAAGGCGACGUCAAACCUCCAUUGAUUCUAAGCAUAUGUUGUAACCUAAUCGAAAAAAAUGGCAUGCAUUCCGAAGGAUUAUAUAGGAUUCCUGGGUAUUCAGAAGAUGUUGAAACACUUAGGCAGAAAUUUGACAACGGGGAAAUACGUGACGAAAAUUAUCCUCACGAAUUAUUCAAGGACAUUAACGUGGUAGCCAGCGUCUUAAAAUUGUAUCUGAGGCUUUUACCAAUUCCUCUAAUCACCUUCGACACCUACAACCUGUUUUUGGAUACAUUGAAUAUCGAGAACAUUGACGAAGCAGUAUUGGCCUUACGUAAAGCGACUCAAAAGUUACCGUCGCCUCAUUACAACACCCUCAAAUACUUAAUAAAUCAUUUGAAAAGAGUGUCCGACCAUCAAUCCGAAAAUUUAAUGAGUUGCAGUAACCUAGCCAUGGUUUUCGCGCCGAAUAUUCUAAAAAACGGCGAUCCUACCAUUACGCCCUCCUUGCUCGUUCAAACCGUAGGAAUCUCGAACAGCGCCGAAGUCAGUAAAAACAAUGUUAGAGUUAACGACAAGGCUACCAACCUAAUUUCUAAUGAAAAAUUUAUGAAGGACUCGUAUUCGGCCGUUAAAUUGGAAGGCAGGGUCGUAGAAAAUCUCAUAAAACAUUGUCAGGAAAUUUUUUUUUACCCACAAAAUUAGACAACAAAAUUUUUUAUUAAAAGUUAAGUGUUUUUGGACAAAAUAUUUUUUUUUAAAUAGUCAAAUUCUUCUAAUAAUGUUAAAAUAGUAUAAAUUAUAUCAGUGUUUGCUUUUUCCUAAAAUAUUUCUAAUGUUUCUGUUUGUUUUUUAAAAAAUUAUAGUUGUGCCACAUUCUCUCUUUGUUAUUUAAGUUAAAUCUCAUUCUAUUUUAAAAAUGAGGAAUACAAUUGUACAUAUUUUUUUUUAAACGUAACUUUUCCUAUGGAUGUAAAUGUUAUAUUAUAUUUGAAUGCUUCUUAAUGAAUACCGUUUAAAUUUAAUGAUAGUGUACAUUGGGGGAUUUGCAAAUCACGGCCUUUCGGGGAAAGUAAAGAAAAUUCGUUCGGAAUCGGGCCGGAUCUGGCCGGGCUUUAAAAAAUAGGCCCGGUGAAGAUCACUAGUGUACAUACUUAUCGCUCAAAAUUAUGUGAAUAUGAGGUAUUUAUUUCGUAGUCUAUAACUUUCAAUUUUUAAAAAAAAUGUAUAUUAUCAGCUGUGUUCGGCAAUCUUUAAAAAUUAAGGUAGGCUCAAUAUGUACCUUUUUAAACUGAUGUAUUUAUUAUCAGUUGUCUUCGGCAAUCUUUAAAAAUUAAGGAAGACUCAUGCCAUUAUUUAAAAAUAUUGAAUUUACAAUUUCGGAAUUUGGGUUAACGUUUAAAUUAAUGUUUUGUAACUGGUAGUUUGGUUUAUUAUAUAAACUGAGAAACUUCGAAAAUCAUUUUUUUAAUUUAUUGAGAUAUUUUAUUUAUUUCGCUUUUUUUUUAAUAAAAAAUUAUUUCUUAAAUUGUCAAACGUCCGUAUUUUUUUUAGAGAUUUAUAUUAUUUAUUAUGACAUAUUUUUUUUUAAGAAUAUAAUUUAAUAUUUAUUAUUCCA
Molecule: messenger RNA, 4206 nt
Organism: Gordionus sp. m RMFG-2023
Lineage: Eukaryota; Metazoa; Nematomorpha; Gordioida; Chordodea; Parachordodidae
Exons: 14
Coding region: 81-3293 (1070 amino acids)
Biological process (GO): signal transduction; regulation of GTPase activity
Molecular function (GO): GTPase activator activity
Source: RefSeq, a predicted model, not a curated record